CUGAGCAAGGAGCAGAACGAUGUUUGACAACACGCAGUACCCCUAUAACUGCUUUAAUUAUGAUGGUGAUGAUUACCCUACCUGUAGUUCUGACGAAGAAAAGAAAUUCACCAGACCGGCGUAUAGCUACAUUGCCUUAAUUGCAAUGGCCAUCCAGCAAAGUCCUUCAAAUAAAGUCACCCUGUCUGGCAUUUAUGACUUCAUAAUGAAGAAAUUUCCUUACUACAGAUCAAAUCAAAGAGCCUGGCAGAACUCCAUCCGGCAUAACUUAUCACUAAACAGUUGUUUUGUAAAGGUUCCCAGAACAGAAGGGAAUGAGAAGGGGAAAGGAAACUAUUGGAGCUUUGCAACGGGAUGCGAAUCCAUGCUGGAUCUCUUUGAAAAUGGGAAUUACCGGAGAAGGCGGAGGAGGAGGAACAUGAAAAAGGAACAUAAAGAGCAAAGAUCAAGCAGAGGGAAAGGGUCUUCGUCCCCUGAUACAUCUCCUACGGACUCUGCUUUAAACAGCACUUCCUCUUCUGAAAGCAUACAUGAAAGAAUUGGCUCAGAACCAAGACUACUGGAGCCCCGUGGGUUUGCUCCAAACAGCACAGCCAGCAGGCAGAGCCUGAGCAGUUCCUCCUUAGCAAAAUCGGAUUCUGAAAUAAAAUUCAGCAUCGAUUACAUUCUUUCAGCCCCCGACCCUUUGCCUGUCCUGAGAUCUCAAUAUAAUAUGCAAGAAAACAAAUAUCACCUACUGGAGGCCCAGCAGAUCAAUCUCCAGCUCUGGACAAUGUGAAGUUAUUUAUCCACAGUAACAAAGCCUGGGUUGCAGUGCAGGCUGACAUCACUGCCAUCAGCUGUCCGCCUCCUCCUCCUGAACAACAUUCAGAAGGUGUUUUCCCUUCUCUGUCUGUACCCAAAGAGCUGUGCUGGGCUUGAAGUACAGAUAACUGUCACCAGCAUCAGUUUUUGCCACGCUGAAAUUCAUCGUACCCUGACGUUUUCUGAACUAUCACAGACACCAUCCACCACCACAGAGAGUUUCCUUUUCCAAGCAGGAUCUGACAGAACAGACUCACUCCACACCCAGUGCUUUCUUAGAGACAAAGUGAAUUUGAUUCCACUUUCACUGGUGGAAAUUUGAGUUAAUUCCUCUGAAAUUUACGGCUCAGCUCUUGAGCAGAUCUGCAACGGCGUAAUUCUGUUGAUCUACACUGGCUAAGAAUGUAAUGGGGUGGGGGUGAGCAUUUGUUUUCUUAAAAUGAAUCACAGGAAAUCAGUCUGUCUUCUCUUAAUUUUGAUUUUAUCAUCACAUCCCAAACUGUUGUGCACUAUGCAGCUUUAAUCCAUUGUUAUUUCGUAAAUAUAGCUAUUAAUAUGUGUUUAAGGCAUAUUUUUGUUGAUGUUCAGAGCAGAAUUGUUCGAAGUGCAGAAGCUGUGUUCAGGCUAAGCACAUGAAGGCUGAUUGUGAGGCUGUUGAAUACUGGCAGACACCAAUAGAUGAUGUGACAGAGGCAUAGGGUCUCCUCAUGCCUUGAUUUAAAAACAGAAAUUCCCCUCUCCCUCAUACUACCAGCAAAUGUCUCCAGAUGCUGCAGGAAAGCCCUUCGCCACAUUUUGUCUAGCAAGUACGAAGGGAGACCUGGGGUUGCAAGAAGCUGCAUUCUGUGUCAGCCACAGCCAGAAUCCCACCUAUCUGCUCUGAGACAAGUUGUAUAUUCCUACUAAAAAGAUUUCUAUCGAUCCUUCUUGCUAGCAAUUGACAAAGUGGUACCUGAUGAGAUUUCAGGAAGGCUGGUGAGCUGAACUAUGCACAGAGAGCCACGGUAGCUCCUGAUCUCCAUUCCUAAUGAAAACCAUUCCAGCACCAUUUACACACUGUGGGAUGUUUCAGAACAGAUCCUGAAGGACAACGCUGAACUCUGCAUGGCAUUUAGGAACUUGUUCUUAUGUAACUUGUCCAUAUGAAAUCAUUUCCUGGUACCGAAUGGCAGCAUCAGCAGAGGUGCCACAAAGCCUUGGUUUUGGCAACCAGAAACAUGGCCUA
Centrocercus urophasianus (Greater sage-grouse) is the source of this 2029-nucleotide messenger RNA. RefSeq names its product forkhead box L3 (gene FOXL3). Gene Ontology annotation, biological process: anatomical structure morphogenesis; cell differentiation; regulation of transcription by RNA polymerase II. The transcript is spliced from 3 exons. Lineage: Eukaryota; Metazoa; Chordata; Aves; Galliformes; Phasianidae. Gene Ontology annotation, molecular function: RNA polymerase II cis-regulatory region sequence-specific DNA binding; DNA-binding transcription factor activity, RNA polymerase II-specific. The record is from RefSeq and is a predicted model, not a curated record. Bases 20 to 778 code for a protein of 252 amino acids.